Molecule: messenger RNA, 1413 nt
Organism: Arabidopsis lyrata subsp. lyrata
Lineage: Eukaryota; Viridiplantae; Streptophyta; Magnoliopsida; Brassicales; Brassicaceae
Exons: 8
Coding region: 217-1035 (272 amino acids)
Source: RefSeq, a predicted model, not a curated record
CUCAAAUAAUUUUAUCGUUUUAUCUGUUAACUGCGGUUUUCCCUUCAUAAUUGUUUAAGGAUUUUGUUUACUUUUCAGACUCACGUUGAUCCUAUCAUCCAUCCCGGAGUUCUUCUUGAUCCUGCAGAAGAUGUUUCGUGGUCAGAUGACGAAGUAGAUCCGCAGGUAGACACUUUGGUAAAGUUGGUGGAGGAAGGAUUCAAGUUCAAUAAUGAUAUGUUUCCUGGUGGGUGCAUCCCAUCUGAAGUUGUUGUAGCCCCCAAAAAACAAAAAAGAACUGCAAGUUUGAAAGGUGGUCGUGUCAGGAAAUCUUCAAAGCAGGGCAGAAUCCAAAAAAAUCCAACCGGGAUUCGAAGGACUCAACAAUCUGUGCAUAAUGAGGAAGAAUUUGUUGGUUUGGUUGAUAUGAACGCGUUAUCUCGGAUGUUAGAUGCUAAAUUGAAUGCGCAGUACAAAAAGAUCAUUAAAGGUGUUUCUGAUUGGUUUAUUGCAAAUACUUUGAUUUCUGCGGAGAAUGGGGAAGAUGUUCCUGCUGAGAAUGGUAAAGAAGUUUCUGUGGAGAAGAGGAAAGGAAAAAAGGUUCCUGUUCCCCAGUCUAAUCCUCUCCACAUUUCCGAUGGAGACGAUGAUUUUGACACUCUCUUUCCCUUCCAUCCGCCGAGUCGUCGUUCUUCUCGCAUUGGCAAAGCUGCCCAUCGCGUCCCCCAAGUGCCCGACGAGGGAUUGGGACUCAACAAUUCUGUUGAAGGGAUAGCUUCUUAUUAUAACCGCUUUUUAUCUGGCGAUUGCAGUGGGUCAAGGUCAGCGGAUGGUCUAGCGAGUCAUGUUGAUGUUGAAGAAAACGGUUUGGUUAAUUGUCAGUCAUUAAAGGAAGGUAGCAAAGUGUCCACCAAAGAUGGUAACAAUGGUAAUACCGCGGUAAACAACAAUGAUGAUAACUUGGAGGGUGAUCAUGAGAUCGGAGAUCCGGUGGAUAAUGUGCGGGCACUGGAAGAGAUUACCGCAUCAGUCGGAAACCAACAGGUUAGCCGUUAACAUUGAGAUGUUAUUGUUAACGUUGUGAGGUCAUUCGAGUUAAUUUAUAUAUUUCUUUCAGGCAAUCCAGGAGGUCGACAGUCAGUCUGCCACUGUUGUUUCUUCUGAGGACACGGAAAUGGGAGAUGUUGCCGAUAAGGAAGCAGCACACACUGAAGGAGAUGAUGAAGAGGAGUUAGCAAUUGAAGAUAUUGCCCCCAAGGAUAGUGAACUUAUUCAGGAUUCCCAAAUUGAAGCUAUAGGUGACGAGGAAUUAUCAAGUCGAGAUGCUUCCCCAAAACACGGGAAACCUAUUCAGGUACAAUAUCCUUUUAUUAAGAAAUGAAAUAUCAUACCUUAUCUAGUAAACCUUUUAUUAGUUUUCUAACCAACUAGUUA